Messenger RNA from Adineta ricciae, 2025 nucleotides. The record is from the annotation of a GenBank genome assembly. Lineage: Eukaryota; Metazoa; Rotifera; Eurotatoria; Adinetida; Adinetidae.
AUGCGUCGUAGUCGACCGCGUUUUCCGCCUUGGCGACAGAAUCGACCUCCAUAUCAACAAUCAUAUCGCCCUUCAUCUGCCUCACAAUCACAGCAGCAAUUUCAACAAAGACAAUUACAUGAUGUUUUUGACUUUGUCAAUUUACCCGAGGCAUUUCCUUCGAUAAAACAAGCCAUCGAAGAUCCAACACUGACACCAAGUAUUAUGGAACGAAAUCAACAAGUCACUCCAGCACCCGCUGAUUUGUUUACACUAAUGAAUUUCGCAUCACGUAUUCGACAAAAGAUUGAUACACUGGUUCUUGCACCAAAUUCAUUCACUGCUUGCCAAGUUAAUGAAGUUCGUGAAGUUGGCUCAUACAAACAUAACACAAUUAUCAAACCACCUGUCGGCUCACAAAUUCCUCUAUCAUAUGAUUUAGUUGUUGUUUUGAAAACAUUACCCACAAGAGAAGCAGUAGAUCAAUUAGGUAAUCGCAUAAAACAAGAUCUUCUCAGUGAAAAUCAACCAAACGAAGCAGAAGUACUCUCGGUAUGCAGCACAGAUUAUGGCCUUUCGAUUGAAAAUGGACAAAUGGCAGUACAUAUCUUAGUGACAACUAUACCAAUGAACUUGAAUUCUCUUGACCCAUCUAUUCAUUUGAGUCGGCAAAUCUGCAAACGUAAUCUGAACGCAAUAAAACAUGCGAAAUGGGUUGAUGAAGCUUGUAGUCACCCGUCAACUAAACUUCUUGUACGUUUAUUAAAAGACUUACGACAACGAUUCAACGGUCUUGAACCUCUUAAUACCUGGCUAAUUAACUUACUUGCACAUCAUUGUGUAACAAAUAAUAAUAAUUCUUCAGAACAAUUACCACCAAGUUAUGCAUUAAAACGAGCAUUGCAGUUAUUAUCAAGUGGACUGUUUUUACCAGGCUCUAGUGGUUUAUAUGAUCCGUUUAAUGAUUCACACACCAAUUCUCGAUCGCAGCCAAUCAUGACGCUAGAAGAACAAGAUCGCCUAUGUUCAACAAGUCAGACAUUACUACGCGCACUUGCAAUACACCCAAGAUAUGUUCUCGGUCUUGAAGAUGGUCCUGAUAUAUUUGCUGGACCGUGUCAACUGAAUGGCAUCGCGUUCGUACCUAACGAACCUGUUAUUAGUAAAGAUGAAUCCAACAGUCACAUGAGUAGUGACACUCAGCAACAAGCUACUUGCGUCGAAAUUCCGAUGAGUGAGAACGAGAAUGUCAUUUCUUCGUCUAUUGGGGAAUAUCGGUUUCAGCCAAUAGACAAGCAAUUCGAAAGCAUCGAUGGGAAACAGAAUCGAGAUCUUUGGGUAAAAUGGGGCAUGCGUGGCAAAAUUCGAGCGAAUAUGUACAUAUUUGAUCAACCAUUCCAAGAAUACAAUGUUCGAAAAUUCAUCUUCGAUUUCUUCCAAGAUCCAAAUGUUCUCAAUACACUAAAAAUGUUUAGCAAAGCAGGCGAAUGGCAAAUACUCAAUCAAUCAGUUCAUGAUGUUCGAAUUGAACAAUUACAAACGAACGUCCUCUCUUUGGAGUUCUUCGAUCGAUUAUUUAAUAAUCAAAUCGUACGUGAACAGAGCGGACAUAUCAAGAAAUGUAUUGAAGAAUAUAAAGAUGAGUUUAUUGUUGAUGACGAACUUCGAAAAGCUUUGCUUAUGGACGAAUUUGAAACAUAUGAUAUAUUUUCUGAUAAUGAUCGUAAAGAAUUCAUAUUUCAUUUAUUCAAACAUUUUUGUCUUGGCGGGCAAGUUUGCCAAUACGAAGAUGCAGUUCAACCUUAUCUCGAUGUCACGAAAUCUGUUUACAAAGAUCUCAUUAGUGUUCAGAAGGAUGCUGAAACUCAAACAAUUCACGUUGUUUCACCUGUAUUUAAAAUUGAAGCAUUAAAUGACAAGGGAAAAAAGUUCUAUCCGUCACGUACAGCUUUCGAACAAGAUUUUGCUUAUAUGAUCAUUGAUCCAAUCAAGCGACAUGUUAUUAUUUUAUCGAAUUUCUACGAAGGACCGUCAUUUUUCGAAUAG